This is a messenger RNA of Argiope bruennichi, 6229 nucleotides long. RefSeq lists its product as uncharacterized. The transcript has 17 exons. The record is from RefSeq and is a predicted model, not a curated record. Lineage: Eukaryota; Metazoa; Arthropoda; Arachnida; Araneae; Araneidae. Gene Ontology annotation, molecular function: guanyl-nucleotide exchange factor activity. Bases 305 to 4918 code for a protein of 1537 amino acids. Gene Ontology annotation, biological process: positive regulation of Rho protein signal transduction.
AUGCAAAGGAUUUUAAAAAUUUUCUGAAAUUAAAACAUUUUUCUCAAAAAAAAGGACUUAUUGCAUUAAAUUUUUUUUAUGUGGGUGUGUGUGUGAAAUUGGGUAAGUGAAAUUUGACUUUUAAGUGAGGAAAAAAAGAAUCAAGAAAAAAUUCUAAAGAAGUUUGGAUUUGAUCGUCUUUCAGUAGUCUGUCUACCUUCGGUAAAAAAAUAAAAUAAGGUACUUGCCUGAACCAGAUUCGCUAACUUUCUCAAAGCCAAUGAACGUCCAAUUGUCAAUAGAUUAAUUCAGAAUGUAGAACUCGAUGGAAGGUAUCCGUUAUCAGGUUGAGACGUCGAUAUCUCGAAAUCGGGAUUUAAUGAUGGAAGAUCGCUACCGACGUCUCCACUACGAGGGGGCGCCACCACAGUUCUGGACUCAGACCCCACCAAAAGCUGUUGCCCUGACUCGUUUCAAGCGCCAUCUACCGGCCAUUCCAAAGAAAAAGAGCAAGGAGUCCAGUAAAAAGGGGGAACAUUUUGACAUUUCUACAUAUGCCAAGCAUUAUAAGGAUAAAUAUGGAUCAGUUUCGGCCCAUUCAACUAGCGCAAUAUAUGGAGCUCUGAGAGCCCCGCAUUAUCACGCUAUUUAUGGACCAUCCAACAUGUGGUAUGCUUCUGUAAGAAGUCUGAAUCGGGGAUGCCCCCGAGAAGUGAUGUAUCCACCAGAAGCUUACGAGUGGAGAGAGACCCUUUAUGAAGACGUUACCAAAGAAGUGUUUUCAGUUCCUCCUCCUCCACCUGUGGAGAUAAUUCCUGGGCCAGCUUGUGCUUGUAUGGUGAGAAGACGGCCGGGACAUGAAGGAUCUUCAUCUUCCCACAUAAAAUCUUCCCGUAAUCAAACACGUUGCAAAUAUUGUGCUUCUGCUUUUCCUACUAAUGGGUCCCCAAAUGGUGGAUUACCCAUGAAAACACCUGCAAAUUCCGAAAAAAUGAAAUCUCCUUUAGUAACAGAUGACAAAACUGAUAAUAAACCUGAAUCUACGAGUAGAAUGUCCGGUUAUAAAAAGUGUGUAACUGGAAGCUCUAAAUAUAAGAGCUCAGGAUACAAAGGUUCUGGAGUGAAUGAUUCCGGAAUGAUAUCUAGGAAAUCUAUACUUGAGUGCGAUGUCACUGCUUACGAUCUAAUCAAAAAAGUUGUCAAAACCCCAUCUAUUUCUGAAAUAGACGACAGUGAUAUCGAUGACAACCUUAGUGAUAAUGCAAUAGCUAAAAUGAACAAAGCCAGAUGGUUAAAGCUUCAAAAUAAAUCUAAAUUAUCACCGGCUAGUGGAUCACCAAGACAAAUAGCGAACAAAAAAUUUGGCAAUAAAUUUAAGAAGCCGCAAAGUGAUAACACUAUCUACAGUGACUCGCAUAGCGUUUUAGUGGGAGGACAAAGAAUUUUCACAGAUAAUCAUAGAGCUAAGUCUCCCGAUUUGGAUCUUGACUGUGAUCCUUCAGAUGAUUUAGAAGUUAACUGUGAUUCUGGUAAGGCUAGGUGGAGAAAGCUGUCAGUUUCAGAUGAAUCUAUCUGUAUACCUGAUCCUGAUUAUGAUUACAGUGAUGAAAGUGAUGAAGGAACUGUAAUCAGUUCCAAGUUGAGGGAUCCCAAGUUUACCUAUUCACCUCCUCCUAUGCGCAAGUCAUCCAACUCGCCACAUAAUGGUUUAGGUUAUGCUUCUAGAGAAAUUUCUAAGUCGAUGUCGUCCUUACUUUCAGAUGACACAUAUAUUCCUAAUAUUAAUGUAAAUAAUUCCGUUCAUUCAUCCUUGAAAUCUGAAAGCAUGUUCAUGCCAUCUGACUGUGAUAACUAUGAAAACCCAUUACAGCGGGAUGACAUUUACGAUGACAAUGAUGAUUACGGAGAGUCCAGAUACGAAUCUGAAUACCAUUCAUCAAUUCCUUGUACGAAUUCUGUGAAUUCAAAACAGGAAUCGAAAUAUGAGUCAUCAAGUGAUUGCAGUAGUAGUGGAGGAACAUUGUCCUCGGAAUAUCCGACAUGGACCUCAUCGUCAUCAAAUGAGUUAAAAUCAAUUUUGAAAAAGAAGCGCAGGCGUGAUAAUGCCAUACAGGAGCCUGAAGAUGCCUCUCGCGUUUUUCAAAAUUGUAAAGAAUCUAAAGAUUCGCAAAGAAAGAAACAAGUUCAGUUCCUUCCAGGCUGUGACGAAGCUUUCUUUGAUAAUGUAUCUGUGCAAGAUAUAGAGUCAAACUUUUUAGAUUAUAAUGAGGAUCUCAAAACUGGAAAGGAAUAUUCGCCUGUAGUAAAUCAGAAUACUUACGAAACAUUACCCGAUGUUGAAGGCGAUAUAAAUGAAGAUGAAUCUUCAAGAUACGAGUACAUUUCUAAUAAAGAUGACAGUGUUCCGACAUCAAAUCACUCUUCAACUAUUCCUUCCAGUCCAGAACCUAAAGAAACUGCCAGUAAUGAACAACAAAACUCUAAUGCAUCCAAGACAACCAGCGCUGCAGAUUCGGUCAAAGCAGAUGCUGUCCAUCCUUUCCAACUUUUCCCCUCCAAUGCCCCUCCUAGUUUACCUUCAUCACCACCUCCUAAAUUACCUGUACGUUCUUCAUCUUUAGAAGAUGUUAGAGGAAGACUAUCAGAGGCCAAUGUGGCUAUACUAGAACUCAAAGAAAAAGGCAAUCGACGAAGACGAAGGACUACACUUCCUAAACGCAGAUUUUCCGACCUUAAUUUGCAUAUCCUGCUUUGUCCUAAAUCCUCCCUCUGUGGUGACGGAAGCAGUAGUGAUGACGUACCUCUUACAGCAUCUUCGCAGAGAGCUCACAGGUCGUUGCCAGAUUCACCUAGCGAACUGGACGAAGUUUCGUCAUUCUGUUUCGAUUUCUUGGAGAAAAAUUCAAAAGAAAAGGUUCUUUCUUCAUCUCGGUCCGUAUUCUAUGUACCUGUAGAGGCCAAAAGUGAAGUGACUGAAGUUCCUGAAUCUAAUGAUCAUGCAAACAGUACCUCCAAAUUGGAUCAGCAGAAUUCGCCGCCUGUGUCGCCAUCUGUUGAUAGAAAGUGUAAUACUUCAACGGAAAACGAUGAGUUGACGGAUAAUUGCGAUCUCGAUGACAAUCUUUCUCCAGAUCAAUACGAUACGGACGAGGAUAAUUUGGAAAAUGAUUAUGAAAAUUUAGAUCCAAUUUAUGAGGAACUUUCAGAUGUAACCAAUUCUUCGAAAAGACUGACGUCACUGGAAUCGAACCAGAAGUCAUUUUUUGAGGGUGCGUCUAAAAUCGACAUUCUGAGCUACCUGGAGGAUGCUAAAGAGCGUGGGAUAUCGGAAGGUCUCUCGGAGGAUGAGAAAGUGAUUAUCGAGGAAGAAGAUGAAGACCCCAAAGUACUUAGUGGAGAAGAAGAUGAUGUCGGGGAAAAGAACCGAGUGAUUACAAAUAAUAAUUUUAAUCAUAAGGAAGUGUUACUCAAAAUUGAAGAAGAUGCGGAAAAGGAGGAGAAUGUGGAAAUAGAACAUAUGGUGGCUGACACAUCCAAGAGCUCCCGUAUCUCAGAAGUGGAGAGGAAUGACAGCGGCGUGGGAACCGAGACUAGUAAACCGACUCGCAUGAAACAAUUGCCGACAACUGACUGGGAAGAGCAAUUGUGCGCAGACUGUGACCACCAGGUCGAACCUAUAGAAGAAGAAGAUUCGGGCCUGCUCUUUAGUCCGUUGGUGUGUCGCAAGUGCGAAUUCCGCAGGUGCGAGAGAAAGGAGAUUAUCAUAGAGUUUGUGGAUACCGAACUCAAGUAUGGAAGGGAUUUGCGAAUUAUAAAAGAAGAAUUUUAUCGUCCUAUGGAAAUAGCUGGUCUUUUGGCAAGAGAUCAGUUGGUUAGCAUAUUUCUAAACUUAGAUGAGCUAAUUUCCGCUAACACAAAAUUCUCUGAAAAGCUUCAAGAUGCCCUGGACAUUGCUAUGGAACAUGGUGAUGAGGAUUACAGCACCGUAAAUCUUGGUAAAAUCUUUUUGGAAUCAUCUUCGAUGUUGCAUGCUUUUGAAACCUACUGUGUGAAACAGGCUUCUGCUUCGGUACUCCUCAGCAGUUUGGAGAAAGAAAAAGAAUUAUUGCGAAUAUUUUUAAGGGUAUCACAAAUGGAAAAUACUCUGUUAAGACGAAUGAAUCUACCAGCCUUUCUGAUGGUGCCAGUUCAACGAGUCACAAGGUAUCCACUGCUCCUCAGCCGUUUGCAUAAGGUAACGCCAAUUCAUCACAAAGACAGGAAUGCUUUAAAGGAAGCCCAGCAGAAAGUGGAGCUGCAUCUUGAACAUAUAAAUCAACAAACGAAAGGAGUUGGUGGCACAAAAAUUUGGAGAAGGAUUUCAAACAUUUCGGCUUCUCAUCGUCGACUUGGAAAAGACAUUGGAAGUAUUAAACUUCGAAAGAUGGCGCUUGAGGUGUUAAAUUGGAAGCAGGAUGAAACCAGAUUUGUGAUGGCCGGUAAACUAUUAUUCACCCAAAUCACAGACUAUCCUUGGAACAAAAAGAGCAAGACAAUAAAAUUCGCACCAGUUCAUGCCUUGCUAAUAGCUCUUGGAAAACCCAAUUCCAAUUACAGACCAGAAAGUUCCUCAAUAGACAAUCCAGUUCUAUUUCCAAAAAAUACAGGCAUUCGAGAUGCAAGCUUGGUUCUUAUGAAAGAAAAGAAUGGUCGCUUUGUAACUGUUAGAGACCCUUUGUAUCUUGGAAAUUGCGUCAUCAGCUGCGACUCAGACAGUGAAGAUGUCUUCGAAAUCCAAGAAUACACAACAAAAGAAGCCUAUUUAUUAAAAGGUGAGACAAAUAAAGAUACAAAGGAAUGGCUGCGUCAAUUAAGAUAUCAUGCUAAGGAUCUGGGAUCCUGGAGGAAGCGUAGAAAUGCUUUAGCAAAUAUCAUGAUAAAUGGAAUGAUACGUCAGUGAACUGCACUUUUUUCACAAGUAUUAUAAAAAAGACAGAUCUGCUCUUUGGCUGGAAAUGUGAUAUAAAAACUUUCUUCGAACGUACUUUGCAAUGUGCAAGCACCUUUGAAUCUGUUAGUGAACUGCUUAGAUUGAAAGUAUUAGUAAUUUUUUUUUACAAACUGUGGAUUUUUUUUACGAAAAUGUGGACUUGUAUACAAUAGAAAAGGAUGGAUGAAGCCAUGAAUAUUUUUAUUGUUCCUGUUCAUACAGUUUUCAAAUCAAUCUCAUUUACUGUUAAGUCCUUCCUAUCUGUGAUGUUAACAUUCCAUGAUUUUAGAGGCAGUGAGGCUUGAUCUUUGAUAGCAGUUGAUGAAGAAACUCUAUAAUCUUGGAUCUAGUCUUUUCUUUUGAUUUAUACUUUGUAAAUGUUUUGAACUAGUUAUUGGCCCAGUGUGUUUAUAGAUACAUAUUUACAUAAGUGCAUAAAGAACAUGAAUUAGAUUUGGAAAUAAAUACUUAAUGUAUAAGCUAAAGUAUUCAGAUUACUCAUGCAUUUCAAUGUGAAUAAACUUUCAUGAGUCUUUAUUUCAUUUUGUGUCGGCUUAAUAAAUGUUUCAUUUCAAAACUGAAUAUCAUGAGAUAAGUUUAAUUUUCUAAAUCUUGUUGAUGAAUGAAUAUUAAAUAUGUGUCAAUUAAAUAAAAAUGCAUAUCCUUCAGUAAGUUAUUUGUUUUAGAAGAAUGAUAUAUAUUGCUUCUGUAUACCUUUUGAUAAAGUUAUUUAUUUUAUAUACGACUAAAACUAAUAAUAAUAAUUAUUAUUUAUAAUUAAGAUUGAACAUUUGAAAAUUUUGAGUGAUCGAGUACUAAAAGAUUUUCUUCGUUGAUAAUUGAAAUAUACUAGAAUAAAAUACCCAGGAAUUAAUCAUAUAUGCAUUAUAUAAUAAGAGAAAUUGUUUGUAAGUAGCUUUCAUUAGUAUAUAAUUCAUAAGUCAAGGUACAUUAAAUUACAUAUUUUGCACACAUACUUUCACAUUAUCUUUAAAAAGACGUACUUUUAAAAAUGACUAAAAAGAUGGCUACCAUGUAAUGUUGCCUUCAUGCUCAUUUUUUACUGCACGAAAUCUUCAAUUUAAAGUAAUGUCUAUUACUGUUUCAACAAUGAUAACUCGAAAUUUCAUGAUUUUCGAAGUGGAUUGACUCUUACCAUUCGAUUUACAUUAAGUUCUUAAUGCACUUUUAGUAAACACUGCAUCUGAUUUUGGGCAGUAAAUUUGCAAACAUUUUUGUAUAGUUUUUAACUGGAUUUCAGAAAUAAAGUAAUAUGUUGUA